AUGAGUUCCGUAUGGGCAGUGAUCAAGGGCGCCAAUUACGGAGAUCAGACCAAGAACCAGCGUGAUAUACAGACUCAAUCCGUCAUAUCGGUUGCGCUUGGUCUUAUCGCCUUCACGUCCUUUUGCUUCCUUCGCCCGCGAUGGACGUCCCUAUACGCUGCUCGCAAGCGCCAGAAAAAUGCUGCCCAAAUAUUGCCCGAGUUGCCGGAUACUCUCUUUGGCUGGAUACCGGCGCUGUAUCGUAUCACAGAGGAGCAGGUACUGGCAUCCGCAGGGUUGGACGCCUAUGUGUUCCUCUCCUUCUUUAGGAUGGCCAUCAAGUUCGUCGCCGUGACGUUCUUCUUUCAGCUCGUUGUGAUGCUCCCAGUACACUAUACGGACACUGGGGAUUGGGGCAUACCAAGCCCCAUCAAGUCUAACAAUGAGACGUCCAACCAGACAACCUCAGGCACCAUGCUGUUACGAAAAGGCGCGGAAGAUGAUGAACCUGAAGCUUCCGAGCGUAUGCUUUGGCUCUACGUCUUUUUUGUCUAUCUAUUUUCUGGUCUUGCCCUCUACUUUAUCGUCACGGAAACGAAGAAGAUCAUAUCUGUACGACAAGCGUACCUGGCCAGCCAAACAAGUAUCACCGAUCGGACCAUCAGACUAUCAGGUAUUCCUGUCGAACUGCGGUCUGAGGAAUUGAUUAAAGAGACUGUUGAGAAUUUGCAGAUAGGCAAGGUUGAGAGCGUUCUGUUAUGCAGAGAUUGGACUGAAGUGGACAAGCUCAUGGCAAAUAGAGACAACGUACUCCGGAACCUUGAGGCAGCGUGGACUACAUAUCUUGAAGCCCCUAAGCAGGGACGAAGGAAGUCGCUCAUGCCACAGAGGACGAAUCAUGAUCCAGAUAACGAGACGGAGAACGCUCGACUUUUAGAAAACACUAGCCCAGGCCAAAAGGACGAUAGCCAACCAAGGCCUCAAGCGAGGUUAUGGUAUGGUUUCAUGGGCUUACAAAGUCGUAAGAUUGACGCUAUCGAUUACUACGAGGAGAAACUACGGAAGAUAGACGAACAAGUCAAGACAUCACGCCGCAAAGUCUUCAAGCCAAUGCCACUUGCUUUUGUCACCCUAGACUCUACUGCCACAGCUCAAAUGGCUGUCCAGGCUCUUAUGGAUCCAGUGCCUAUGCAGCUUGUAGCUAACGUUGCGCCCGCGCCGUCUGAUGUUGUCUGGGAGAACACAUAUCUCUCACGGUCAACUCGGAUGUCGAGAGCCUGGCUGAUAACUCUGGUCAUUGGAGUACUGACUGUCUUCUGGUCUAUUCUCUUGGUGCCGCUAGCGGGUUUGCUUAGCCUGCAGAACAUCGGGAGAGUGUCUCCCUCACUUGAGGAUUGGCUCAACACCCACCAGACAAUUAGAGCCUUAGUCCAGACUGGUUUGCCAACCUUGCUGUUUUCAGUGCUGAGCGUAGCUGUGCCAUACCUAUAUUAUUGGCUCUCAACCCUUCAAGGUAUGGUAUCCCAAGCAGAAGUGGAAAUGUCCUUAAUCAGCAAGAACUUCUUUUUCACUUUCUUCAAUCUGUUCGUUGUUUUCACAGUUUUCGGUGCUGCCUCCAACGCAGCCGGCUACAUCGACCGCUACCUUGAUGAGAUCAAGAAAAACCUCAAAGACACCACCCUUAUUGCCUAUAUCCUCGCCCGAUCACUCAAGAACCUCGUUCUCUUCUACAUGAACCUCAUCAUUCUACAAGGACUCGCCCUCUUUCCCUUCCGCCUCCUCGAAUUCGGUUCUGUUUCGCUCUAUCCGUUCUAUCGCCUCUCCUCCAAAACCCCACGAGACUACGCCGAAUUGGUCGCUCCGCCCGUCUUCUCCUACGGUUUCUACCUUCCGCAGACGAUCCUCAUCUACAUCAUCUGCAUCGUCUACUCCGUGCUACCAGGAUCUUGGUUCGUCCUCUUCUUCGGCCUUCUCUACUUCCUCCUUGGCGCUUUCAUCUACAAAUACCAACUGCUCUACGCCAUGGACCACCGCCAACACUCCACUGGUCGCGCGUGGCCGAUCAUCUGCAACCGCAUCGUCCUUGGUCUCAUAGUAUUUCAGCUCGCUAUGGCAGGCAUCCUCGGCUUAUCCACGGCUUUCAAGCGGGCAGCACUCAUUAGUCCGCUGCUGAUAUUCACGAUCUGGUUCAUUGUAUACUAUCAACGCACUUACGAGCCGCUUAUGAAGUUCAUUGCGAUCAGAAGUCUGAACCACGAGCCGCCGUUUGGAAUACAGCCGGGCCAGAGCAGGUAUGAAACCGAAACGGCCGGGAGAACCGUGGAUGAGAGCGAGGAGACGGGGUUGAGGUAUAUCAAUCCGAGCUUGGUGUUGCCGCUGGAGGAGGCAUGGUUGCCAAAGCAAGGGGCUGAUACAGGUGAUGAGGGUGGUGGGACUGAGGGAAAUGGCAAUAGGAGAGAUGGUCGAGAUCAGGAAGUGUAG
Molecule: messenger RNA, 2460 nt
Organism: Bacidia gigantensis
Lineage: Eukaryota; Fungi; Ascomycota; Lecanoromycetes; Lecanorales; Ramalinaceae
Exons: 5
Coding region: 1-2460 (819 amino acids)
Cellular component (GO): plasma membrane
Molecular function (GO): calcium-activated cation channel activity
Source: RefSeq, a predicted model, not a curated record